AUGAUUGGCCUGAUCGUUGUCACGCUCCUUGGCGCUGCAGCUGCAGCACCUACGGAUGAUAGGAUUGUGGGUGGCUACGAGUGUGGAGCCCACUCUCAACCCUGGCAAGUGUCUCUCAAUACCGGCUACCACUUCUGCGGCGGCUCCCUCAUUAACGACCGGUGGAUCGCCUCUGCUGCCCACUGCUGGCAAAAGUGCAUUGCCGUCUUGGGUGACAACCACAUCUGGAUGAACGAGGGCACGGAGCAGUACAUGUCAGUGGAUGCCAUCUACUGGCAUGAGAGCUACGACUACCAAACCCUGGACCACGACAUCAUGCUGAUGAAGCUGGCGCACCCCGUCACCGUGAACCAGUACGUGAAGCCUGUCGCCCUGCCCAAAGCCUGCCCCGCACCGGGGGACAUGUGCACCGUGUCCGGAUGGGGAAACAUCUACACUGAUCAAGUGUUCAACCCGUUUUACCUUCAGUGUGUGGACGUCCCCAUUCUGUCUAACAAGGACUGCAAUGCUUCCUACCCCGGCAUGAUCACUGACCGCAUGGUGUGCGCUGGGUACCUGGAGGGAGGCAAGGAUGCUUGUCAGGGCGACUCUGGUGGUCCUCUGGUGUGUAAUGGGGAGCUGCAGGGUAUAGUCUCCUGGGGCCAGGGCUGUGCUCAACCCAAUUACCCAGGAGUCUACACCAAAGUCUGCUCACUGAUGCCCUGGAUCAACGACAUUCUCUCCAGAUACACCUAG
This is a messenger RNA of Cyclopterus lumpus (lumpfish), 735 nucleotides long. Its product is annotated as trypsin-2-like. The record is from RefSeq and is a predicted model, not a curated record. The transcript has 5 exons. Bases 1 to 735 code for a protein of 244 amino acids. Gene Ontology annotation, biological process: proteolysis. Gene Ontology annotation, molecular function: serine-type endopeptidase activity. NCBI's taxonomy places the organism in Eukaryota, Metazoa, Chordata, Actinopteri, Perciformes, Cyclopteridae.